This is a messenger RNA of Phlebotomus argentipes, 1131 nucleotides long. It is a transcript of the gene fuss, whose product is annotated as SKI family transcriptional corepressor 1 homolog-B. Gene Ontology annotation, biological process: negative regulation of BMP signaling pathway; negative regulation of transcription by RNA polymerase II. The transcript is spliced from 4 exons. The coding region runs from base 1 to 1131 and encodes 376 amino acids. Lineage: Eukaryota; Metazoa; Arthropoda; Insecta; Diptera; Psychodidae. Gene Ontology annotation, molecular function: SMAD binding; DNA-binding transcription factor activity, RNA polymerase II-specific; RNA polymerase II cis-regulatory region sequence-specific DNA binding. The record is from RefSeq and is a predicted model, not a curated record. Gene Ontology annotation, cellular component: transcription regulator complex; nucleus.
AUGGAAGCAGCUGAACACAUUUCUAAGAUGCCACAGCCACCUGAAUCACCGCAUAUGGCAUCCCAAACGUCCUCCAGUGCCCCAAAAACUAAUCAGGUGGGCACAGUACUACUUUAUGGCAUUCCGAUUGUAUCGUUGUUCAUCGAAGCACAAGAGCGUUUGUGCUUAGCCCAGAUCAGCAACACACUACUAAAGCAAUUCAGCUAUAAUGAGAUACAUAACCGGCGUGUGGCGCUCGGAAUCACGUGCGUGCAAUGCACGCCUGUGCAGCUUGAGAUUCUGCGACGUGCUGGUGCUAUGCCCGUCUCCUCGCGCAGGUGUGGCAUGAUUACACGUCGUGAAGCAGAACGACUGUGUAAAUCUUUUCUUGGCGACAACACGCCGCCUCGCCUUCCUGACGACUUCGCUUUUACGGUGCAUCACGAGUGCGCGUGGGGUUGCAGAGGAGCUUUUUUGCCAGCGCGAUACAACAGCUCCCGAGCUAAAUGUAUCAAAUGCGCAUUUUGUGGUUUAUUCUUCUCCCCGAACAAAUUUAUCUUCCAUUCGCAUCACCUGUCUCCGCAUGACAAGUAUGUGCAACCUGAUGCAGCCAACUUCAAUUCAUGGCGUCGCCACAUGAAAUUGUCUGGUGCGCCGCCGGAGGAGGUCGUACAUGCGUGGGAAGACGUUAAGGCUAUGUUUAAUGGAGGAACCCGCAAACGGUUGCUACUGCCAACGCAGACACGAAGCCCAAAACGUUCAAAGCCAGUUACCCCGCCACCAGCAGAGCCCUUUACGCGAACCCUUAUGAUGGACUGGCAAUGGAAGACACCACCCUUCUUGCCUUCCUACACACUGCAUAGUUGGCUCAAACGUCCUAACGCCCUCCUUUUCCCCACUACUUCUCCAUCGCCAUCAAAAGGAUUGGUCUGCGCAGGCGCAACAUCUGCCUUUCGCCCUGUGGCGUCUCCGUUGGUCAAGGAGCCUGUUUCGUCAGAUGAUGAAAUGGUUGACAUAGAAACAACAGAUGACAUACCUCUAUCACAGAAAUUAGAUCCAAAAAGGGAUACCGGGCUAACAUCACUGUUCAGAGACAACAAUAACACAAACGCAGCUGUGGACAACAAUGUGUUGAGCUUAGAAAAGUUUUAA